Nematocida major is the source of this 642-nucleotide messenger RNA. RefSeq lists its product as uncharacterized. Bases 1 to 642 code for a protein of 213 amino acids. The transcript has a single exon. Lineage: Eukaryota; Fungi; Microsporidia. The record is from RefSeq and is a predicted model, not a curated record.
AUGGCUGACAGAAACAGAACAGCAUACAAAAUUCGGUUUGCCAUUUCUCUUUUGAUUCUUAUCAUUUUUAUCAUCGUAAAAAGAUUCGUCAGAUUAGAUAUAUACCAGCUUUGUACGAAUUGUCGAGCCAAAGACGAAGGAACAUACAGCCAUUCAAAGAACGAUUUUGAGCAUAAAAGCUAUACCACAAGCGACUACAACAAGUAUAAAAGGGAAAAUAUGGACUACAGAAGUGGCCUAAUACCGCGUGCACACUCAAACUACGAUCAGAACAGAAGAAACAUUGAAGAUGCUGAGCCACAUAAACCUAUAAAGCCCCAGCGCGAAAGCAUGCCAAAUGAGUUUCCUUUCACAAAGAAACAGCCACGCCAAAAUUCAGAGCCCCAGAUGCCAAUACCAUCUGCUCCUCCGCUAUACAACGAAAGCUCUAGUGUCCGCGCAGAGGUAGAGGCACAAGAAAAUCAAGAACUUCCUUCAUAUGAGCAGGCAGUGAAUGAUCCGAAAUACCCAGCCAUAGAGACCGGCACAGAUAAUAGAAAACCGCUAGAACAAAUGCAAAGCCAGACAGACAGCAAACACGAUGAGAAUUCUGAUCAAAGUGCGAUAUAUAGAACUUUAUAUCCGCGGUUCUCCCACGAAUAA